Marasmius oreades (fairy-ring Marasmius) is the source of this 2223-nucleotide messenger RNA. RefSeq lists its product as uncharacterized. Bases 1 to 2223 code for a protein of 740 amino acids. Gene Ontology annotation, molecular function: DNA-binding transcription factor activity, RNA polymerase II-specific; zinc ion binding; DNA binding. The transcript is spliced from 8 exons. Gene Ontology annotation, biological process: regulation of DNA-templated transcription; DNA-templated transcription. The record is from RefSeq and is a predicted model, not a curated record. Lineage: Eukaryota; Fungi; Basidiomycota; Agaricomycetes; Agaricales; Marasmiaceae.
AUGUCAACUCCCCCAUCCACUCCUAUCCGCCGCGCAGCGACGAAACAAUGUGAAGUCUGCCAAGCUACAUUCACACGAAAAACACAUCUCAAUCGCCAUAUGCGCUCUCAUACGAAUGAUCGCUCUCAUAAGUGCAAGUUAUGCAAUUCUCAAUUCACCCGCAGUGAUCUCUUAACGCGGCACAAAAAGAUAUGCGGCGGGUUUCGGUCACGCAGAAAGUCCUGCCAAGCAUGCGCAAAAGCCAAAUCACGAUGCGACUUGCAAACACCGUCGUGUUCCAAGUGCAUAUCUCGCGGUAUAGAGUGUGAAUACGUUACUGGACCUGCGGCACGGAAGGUCCCAGAUAGCGCCUCACCGGCGCCUGGGAUCCCGAACUGCACAAUUUUCCCGUUUCCCCCCUCCAAUACCAAAAGCCCUUUUGAUUUCGAUGCAGACAUCAUACGAAGGCCUUCAUCAUCCUCUGAUUCUUCAUCAAGUUUGUUUGGGACGGACUGUGAUAGUUCAUCGGUUUGCUCAUCACCAGCCGAUAUGUGGCCGACAGCCGCGGGUUUACCUGAUUUCGCGGGUCAAGAUCCGUCGCUUACAAAUAUAAUGGACACAAGCGCACUUUUCGACAUCCCCUUCACCAAUAUGCACCUGAAUUCUGAGUGCGCGGCAGGAAUUGAUGGCUUGAGCGCAUCAGAAUGGGACAGCCUUUACGAAGAACUCUCUACCUGUGGUGAAUAUUACAAACCUGGCUGGCCAGUCGAGGUUGCUAGCUGUCCACCUCCCCAUAUUCCGCAAUCUUCGUACCCAUUUUCUGAUAAAACAUGGCAUAGUGGUGUAUUGCCACAAAUGAACGUACCUCCCCUUACCGCCGCUCAGCUCCCCUUCUUACAAUGUACUCCUCUGGCCAACCCUGAUACUGUCAGAACCAUCCCAACGUCUACCCGUUCUCCGCAUAGUCAUGAACCUCGCUCACCCAAGGUAGACAACUCGCUGCUCGAUAACUUUCAGCAUCUGUUUCUUACAGACUUCCUUACGCAACUUCCUAUACUUCACAUACCCUCCUGGAAUGCCAACGAUAAGCCGGAUGUUUUGAUCAAAGCAAUGCAAGCUUGCGGGGCGCUCUACGCUAGAACCAUAGAAUCAGAAAAAUUUAUCACCGAAGUUUUAAAGAGCGGCCGAGAAGAAAUAAUCAUGGACUUUGUUCGACAAACAGACCCGAUGCAACAAACAUAUCUGAUUCUUGCUCUCGUUUUGAUCCAGUCGAUUGGUCUAUUUCAUCAAUCGGCUGAACAGCGCCGGUCGUCCGCAAUAUAUCAUGCUAUAAUCGCUCCAAUGGUUAAUCGAAGCCCUGCCUUCCAGGAGUUGCUACGAUGGUCGUUUCCCGUGGACUUCCUGUUCAGCUCAUCUCUCGAUGACAUCUGGCAGGAGUGGGUACGUUUUGAAACUGCUAAGAGGGUGUUGUCUGUAUUUUACCUACAUGAUUGCUGUCAGGCAAUCUUCUUUGCCACCCCGCCCACUGGCUGUCUGUCAGCCAAUCUAUGUCUCCCGUGUGAACCUGCAUUGUGGAAUGCACGGACUUCACAGGAAUGGUACGCAUGUUUGCAGCAGCCAUCCCGUUACGGCUCUCCCGCAAGUCGUUUAAAGGGCCUUGACCUUCAGCAAGCCUGGUCUAGCUUGGUAGAACAACGACCACCCGCGGUUACCACUUAUACCUCGGCUUUUGGCCAUUUCAUUCUUGUGCACUGUGCACUGGCUCAAAUAUUCAUCCGAGUGGACAGUGGGACGGACAACGGAGCCGGUCUUCCCGUAUGCUUCACGAAAACGGGGUCAGAAAUCGACACACCGUUAGCCAUUCACACUAUGCGCAACGCGUUGCACAAUUGGCUACUAAAUUGGCAGUACGAGGCGCUCCAGUGUCAUGGUCCAGAGUCUCCGACGAAACUGGUUUUUGCUGAAGACGCACUUCCCUUCUAUUGGCUCUGUCAAAUCUCGUUAUUCACAUUUUGUGAGGGGAAGGGAAGAGGACCAACUGUCAAUCCCGAUGUCCGGUUCCAGCUAGUCAAAGAAUGGCUUGAUCGUAUACGGGAGUGUUUAGGGACACAGCAAGCAGCGCCUGCUCAAUGCAUCAGCAGUCUCAUGAAACUUCGUCCGCAAUAUACUACGGUCAAUGUGGUGAAUCCUCCCAUAGAUCGUCCUGAUGGAUUACUUGAACUUUUCCCGACCUUGUUAUCAUAG